Chelmon rostratus (copperband butterflyfish) is the source of this 1258-nucleotide messenger RNA. It is a transcript of the gene plppr2a, whose product is annotated as phospholipid phosphatase related 2a. NCBI's taxonomy places the organism in Eukaryota, Metazoa, Chordata, Actinopteri, Chaetodontiformes, Chaetodontidae. Gene Ontology annotation, molecular function: phosphatidate phosphatase activity. The transcript has 6 exons. The coding region runs from base 1 to 990 and encodes 329 amino acids. The record is from RefSeq and is a predicted model, not a curated record. Gene Ontology annotation, biological process: signal transduction; phospholipid dephosphorylation; phospholipid metabolic process.
AUGUUCUAUUUCCAGCUGGUGAUCAUGGCUGGGACGGUGCUGCUGGCUUACUACUUCGAGUACACGGACACCUUCCCCGUGCACAUCCAGGGCUUCUUCUGCUACGACAAGACCUUCUCCAAGCCCUACCCCGGUCCGGACGACACCAGCAAGAUCCCCCCUGUGCUCAUCUACUCGCUCGUCACAGCCAUCCCCACCGUCACGAUUCUUGUUGGAGAGCUGUGUGCCUUCUUCACAAAGGCGGAGGGGACCCAGGAGAAGACCAUUGUUACUGCAGACUGCUGCUACUUCAACCCCCUGCUGAGACGCAUAAUACGCUUCCUAGGCGUCUAUGCCUUCGGCCUGUUCACCACCACCAUCUUUGCCAAUGCGGGCCAGGUGGUCACCGGAAACCAGACGCCUCACUUCCUGUCUGCCUGCCGACCAAACUACACCGCGCUGGGCUGCCAGUCCACCAUGCAGUACAUCGCCGAGCGCCGUGCCUGCACAGGCAACCCGCUGAUUGUCAUGUCUGCACGUAAAUCCUUCCCGUCCAAGGACGCGGCGCUCAGCGUCUACUCCGCAGUGUACACCGUGAUGUACGUGACACUGGUGUUCAAGACCAAAGGCACGCGGCUGACCAAGCCCACCAUCAGCCUCACCCUGCUCUGUCUGGCCAUGCUAGUAGGCGUGGUCCGGGUGGCUGAGUACCGCAACCACUGGGCUGACGUCCUGGCGGGAUUCUUCACCGGGGGAGCCAUCGCUGUGUUUCUGGUGACUUGUGUGAUUAACAACUUCCAGCAGAUGCAGCCCAGUCCUCCUCCACCGCGACCCCAUCGCCCCGAGUCCGUGCUGGGCAUGCCGAUGGUGACGCUGCCCUGUGUGGAGAGUCCACUCGAAAAACUCCGCGGGGAUCUCCGUUCACCGAGAUCACAUGACCAUCAGCCCUAUCGGUUCCCCGCCACCCCCGAUGUCCUCAUACCGUCUCGCUCCAUUUCCAGCGAAGUCUAGACCAGUCGGAGCAGCACUCGCCGCACUGCGCCGCCCAUCCGGCCGGGCGGUAUGCAACGCUGCACCGCUCCUAUUCCACACAGGUCUAGACCCCCCCUAACACACGCACACGCCCCGUCCUGUUGCCCUCCUAACCCCUGGGGAACCGAUAGGCAAACUUUGAAAACUUUCUCUUUGCUGGACACCCAGUAAAGAGCUGAACAUUCAGUUCAGAGUCAGGUACAUCUCUUUUUUUUUCAUUUUGAAUAUUAUACUCAAAGACUUUAGU